Molecule: messenger RNA, 2079 nt
Organism: Botrytis sinoallii
Lineage: Eukaryota; Fungi; Ascomycota; Leotiomycetes; Helotiales; Sclerotiniaceae
Exons: 3
Coding region: 378-1868 (496 amino acids)
Molecular function (GO): aldehyde dehydrogenase (NAD+) activity
Source: RefSeq, a predicted model, not a curated record
UACCCACCCCGCGUCUCACCAAUUUGACUAAUUGUAAUUGUAGCGAGAAACCUUGUGAAUACCUGCUACUAGUAUACGUAGACAUUUGCCGAGUAUUGAUGCCACCAUGCUUCCGCCUCCCUCCCUUCAAGGUUGCUUUCGGGUUUAGAUAUCGUUAGCUUGGAUCUACAUUCUGUAAUUAAUAAUUCUCUUGAAAGGAGGCAAUUGUCCAUUUACUACUACUUAAACCCAUUACCCGACCCCUCACCUCGCCUUUUUUCCGUCUCUUUCUUCAUUCCUCUUCAACUUUCCACAGUUCAAACAAAUCGAUUCACAUACCACAACAAAUAUAUACAACAACACAUACUUUCAUCGCGCGUUGCAAUCAGAUACCCAUCAUGACUUCAGUUCAACUCAAGACGCCACUUACUGGCGAAUAUACUCAGCCCACAGGAUUGUUCAUCAACAACGAAUGGGUUAAAGGUGUUGAUGGAAAGACUUUUGAAGUCAUCAACCCUGCCACUGAAGAAGUCAUCACUUCCGUACACGAAGCCACUGAAAAAGAUGUCGACAUCGCUGUCGCAGCUGCACGAAAAGCAUACGAAGGAGAAUGGAGCAAAGUUACACCCGAAGGUCGUGGCAAAUUACUUGUCAAGUUAGCAGAGUUGGUUGAGAAGAAUGCCGAUCUACUGGCAGCUGUCGAAUCGUUAGACAACGGAAAGGCAAUUUCAAUGGCAAAGGGCGACGUUGCCGCCGUCGCUGGAUGUCUAAGAUAUUAUGGUGGAUGGGCAGAUAAAAUUGAAGGAAAGGUUAUCGAUACCGACCCAGAAUACUUCACAUACACAAAGCAAGAACCAAUUGGUGUCUGUGGUCAAAUUAUUCCAUGGAACUUCCCAUUGCUUAUGUGGUCAUGGAAGAUUGGUCCCGCUGUCGCAACUGGUAACACCGUCGUUCUCAAAACCGCCGAACAAACCCCUCUCUCUGCACUUGUUGCUGCAAACCUCAUCAAGGAAGCUGGUUUCCCUCCAGGAGUUGUUAACAUCAUUUCGGGUUUCGGAAAGAUUGCAGGUGCUGCCAUCGCAUCCCACAUGGAUGUUGACAAGGUCGCUUUCACUGGUUCUACCGUUGUCGGUCGUCAAAUCAUGAAGGCUGCUGCUGGAUCCAAUUUGAAGAAGGUUACACUUGAACUCGGGGGUAAAUCACCAAAUAUCGUCUUCAACGAUGCUGAUAUCGAGAACGCUAUCUCUUGGGUCAACUUCGGUAUCUUCUAUAACCACGGACAAACUUGCUGUGCUGGUUCAAGAGUUUACGUUCAAGAUGGUAUCUACGACAAAUUCGUUGAGAGUUUCAAGGCCCGUGCUAUCGCCAACAAGGUCGGCGACCCAUUCCACCACGAAACAUUCCAAGGUCCACAAGUUUCCCAACUUCAAUAUGACCGUAUCAUGGGUUAUAUUGAUGAGGGUAAGAAGUCUGGCGCCACCGUUGUUACUGGUGGUGAGAGACAUGGUGACAAGGGAUACUUCAUUCAACCCACCAUCUUCUCUGAUGUUACUGAAGACAUGAAGAUCAUGCAAGAGGAGAUUUUUGGACCUGUUUGCUCUAUUGCCAAAUUCUCUACUGAGGAGGAGAUUAUCAAGAUCGGUAACGGCUCCAACUACGGUUUAGCCUCUGCCGUCCACACCCAAAACCUCAACACUGCUCUCCGUGUAUCGAAUGCUCUCAAGGCAGGUACAGUCUGGGUCAACUGCUACAAUAUGCUACACCACCAAGUACCAUUCGGUGGAUACAAGGAAUCUGGUAUUGGACGCGAGUUAGGUGAAGCAGCUUUGAGCAAUUACACACAAACCAAGUCUGUAAGAAUCAGAUUGGGUGAUGCUCUCUUCGGUUAAGGAUUCUUUAAUCAAGCAAAUAGUAUUUUAAUUUGUACAAUUUUGGGGGUUUUCAGGGCGAUAUGAGCCUGGUCUCGGUUCUUUGGUAGUAUUAGCGUUUAUGAAUGAAAUUACAUGUCCAUUAAAUCUAACGGAUAAUUCUUGUUCAGUUUUCUUAUCAUGUCAACAUUAUUUUUUGUGUUUCCAUAGGUAAUCAUAUCCUAUUCCUUAG